UUUGGGGAUUCAUUAGACUCCAUUGAUUUCAGUUUUAUAAAGUAGGUUUUGUUAAAAAUCUACUUUUCUGUGGCAGCAAUACUGCCACUUUGAAUGGAGUUUUAUCUAUUCUGCACUGUACGGCUUCUUGUCUAAGAGCCUGGGCCAACUAAGGUAAAUUAAGGUAAACAGAUGCCAGUCCUGGACUUAUCUGCCUCAGGUUACUUUGACUAAAAGUUCUUUUAUACCAGUCUAUUUAUUGCAAAACGCUAACAGGGUACAAAAAAGUAAGACAAGUCUUGAGUGGCAGGUUGCAGUUUGAAAAAAAAAAAGGAAUAAUCCUCAAUUUAGCUCAAGUUUGUUUAGAUAAGAAGGCAGAAAAGAUAGGUGUUUUCUGUUAUUAGGCUAUUUAUUUGACAGCAAGGUUAGGAUACUUAUUUGAAUGUUGGCUUAGUUUAAACCUCAUGUGUUGGCGGAGGAUACAACAGAUCAUCAGGAGCAGUAGCAGCUGCAGCAGCAUGAGUCUCUUGUGCAUCUUAUGGCUGCUGACAGUCUGUCUGGCUCCUGGAAGCCAAGGCCAGAGGCCGAGGGAGGCGGAGGGGGAGCAGCCAGGAGGCAAGGCUCAGCUGGCGGAGAGAGACGCACUCUGCCACCAGGAGGGAUGCUACGCUGUCUUCCUCCAGAAGAGAACCUUCAGGGAGGCUGGGCGGAGCUGCCGGGAGCGAGGUGGGACCCUGGCAACAAUGCACACUCACGAGGCAGCGGGUGUGGUCCACGAGCUGCUGUCGGCCAUCGAGACGCAGGGGUCCAGGUUGAGGCUUCGGCUCUGGAUCGGGCUUCACAGACCUCCACGCCAGUGUUCAUCCACUCGACCGCUCAGGGGAUUCGUCUGGGUCACAGGAGAUCAGGACGGCCAGUUCACCAACUGGCUCCGUGAGGACACCCCUGGGACCUGUGCUGCCCCUCGCUGUGUCGCCAUGACUGUCCACACUUCUGAGAAUGGACGUGAGAGCAAAGACAACUUCCGAUGGGUUGAUGGCUCCUGUGCGUUGCCUUUGGAUGGAUAUGUUUGCCAGUACAACUACAAGGGAAUGUGUCCCCCGCUGGAGGAUGAGGGCAGAGGUCCCGCUGUUUACACCACCCCAUUUCACCUUGUCAGCGCCCUGCUGACUCAUGUGCCCUACGGCUCUGUAGCAGCUCUACCGUGCCCUGCAGACAGCGCAGACCCAGAUUCUCCUGCUGAGCAGACAGUGCUAUGCAUGGAGAGAGAUGACGAGACGGUGGGCUGGUCCAGGGAUGCCCCGCUCUGUUCAUCCAGUGCAGCGCCACAAAACCAGGACUGGUGUAGCGGGGACCAUGGAUGUGAGCAGUUCUGCCAGAACACAGACACAGAUUACUACUGUUACUGCUCCGAAGGCUUCACAAUAGAUGAAGAUGGCUACAGCUGCAAGCCCGACCCCCUGGGUCCAACAGACCCACCUGAGCUGUCCUCCGACUCUGCCGGUUCCACCGACCAGCCCCACAUGAAAGAAGUCUGUGUGGAAGCAGGAUGCGAGUACGAUUGCAUGGAGACACCUCGGGGAGUCCGCUGCAUCUGUCCACCCGGCUACCAAAUGGGUCCAGAUGGCCGUGGAUGUUCCGACGUAGAUGAAUGUCAACAGCAGCCUUGUCCACAACUCUGUGUCAACAUCCCAGGAACCUUCCACUGCACCUGCCACCAGGGGUAUCAGCCAGACGACGAGGGCGAGUGCGUGGACACUGAUGAGUGCCUUGAUGAGGGCAGCUGUGAGGGCAUUUGUGAGAACACAGUAGGGUCCUUCACAUGUCUGUGUAACCCCGGCUAUGAGCUGGGCAGUGAAGGAGAGUGUGUGGAUUUAGAUGAGUGUGUUGGGGAGUCGCCCUGCCAGCAGCAGUGUCUCAACUAUGUGGGAGGCUACCAGUGUUUCUGUGACAACGGCUAUGACCUGCAGUCGGAUGGACUCACCUGCCAGCCUUCGCCUGAUGAUGAAGAAUAUUCCACCUUGACCCCUGAUCCUAGUGACUCUGCUCACCCACCUGACGUGUACCCAAACCACGACAUUCCCUGGUCCACUUCGUUCACCCCUGAUCCAAACUUCGAAGCUGACACAAACUUUGACGUCGACUGGCUGACCGAAGCCCCUGAAGCCCUUUCCCCUGACAUGGCUCAUGGAUCAGAUAACCACCUAAACCAAUGGGAUUCCCUGUCACCCAGGCGAUAUCAGACAGCUCCAUCCCCCACACAAAAAGACAGCACAGGCAAUGAAAUUGAUAAUGAGGCUGAAGCUAAAGCAGGAAACAGGGGAGCUAGUGGUGCGGCUAGUGGUGGAGCUGAGUCUUCAAAUGGGUCAGCUGCUGGGACUCAGGAGGCAGAAGAACCAAAGAUUAAUAGUGCAGAGGACACCAGUGGCACAGCAGAUGUUGGGGAUGGAUCUGCUGCAGGUAAACGGAAGCACGAUAAGAGCUGGCUGCUUGUGGCCCUGCUGGUUCCGCUUUGUGUUUUUCUUGUGGUCAUGCUGGCUUUGGGGAUCGUCUACUGCACCAGCUGUGCUGUGGACAAGAGCCUCAGCUUCUCGGACUGCUAUCGCUGGGUACUCCCUACAACGCCUCCUGACAGGAGGGACGGCAAAGCCCAAGCAUGAACUCUAAAAUAAACACACAGAUGUGUUAAAGGCAAAGAUGUCUGUUAACAUUUCUCUUGUGGUGUAGGACUGGUCACUAAAACUACAAUUUGGAUAUAGUGCUGACUGGCUCUCCCACUCAUCAAGGAAAAUUUGAAGUCCCUCUCCGGUCAUUGUUUUAACUCCUAAAAAGUCAUCUCUGUGUAUCGAAGUUACUUAUAUAGAAAUUUUCUUUUCCAUGAAAAUCAUCUUUCUUACUCUUAAAAUGGCUUUGAUGUAACUGUUGCUUUCUCUAGAAUGUGCAGCUCUAUGAAGUCGUUGCCUCUCUCUUUACCUCUCCGCUUACCGCAGCUCGAGCACACCAGCUCACCUACGACUGCUCAAAACACUGUAAAACAGCUCUACGCUACACAACAGCAAGUUGAAAUAUUGAAGUAAUUCAGUGAUACGUGUUCGAACUGGAAAUUGACUCUGAAGGAGAGUAAUGAUACAGAAAGUACCUUGCAAGUUGAUAUGACUGGUUUCUUGGGUUUGUGACAUAUGAAGGCUGAAUAUGUCUUUUUGAGACUGUCAUCAGUAGGUUCAAGGUGGAAACACCCAUCCAUGGCACUGCCUGCCUAUUUUGCUCAUGAUGUGUCUUUUUGCAAAUGAAAAAAAACAACACAUAUGGACAUGUUCAUAGGGGGGGAAAAAAAACAAAAAAACAAAAAAAACAGACUUGAUUUUUACCGGAGGGGGCCUUUAAUACUUUCUGUUGCACAGCCUUUGUAAAUAAUUCACUCUCUCAUCAUGUUUUUAAAAAUUCAAUAAAACCUUUAAACUGA
This is a messenger RNA of Stegastes partitus (bicolor damselfish), 3442 nucleotides long. RefSeq names its product endosialin. The transcript is spliced from 2 exons. The coding region runs from base 444 to 2639 and encodes 731 amino acids. Gene Ontology annotation, molecular function: calcium ion binding. Lineage: Eukaryota; Metazoa; Chordata; Actinopteri; Pomacentridae. The record is from RefSeq and is a predicted model, not a curated record.